Molecule: messenger RNA, 3279 nt
Organism: Hypomesus transpacificus
Lineage: Eukaryota; Metazoa; Chordata; Actinopteri; Osmeriformes; Osmeridae
Gene: rhot1b
Product: ras homolog family member T1
Exons: 20
Coding region: 333-2315 (660 amino acids)
Biological process (GO): small GTPase-mediated signal transduction; regulation of mitochondrion organization; mitochondrion transport along microtubule
Cellular component (GO): mitochondrial outer membrane
Molecular function (GO): calcium ion binding; GTP binding; GTPase activity
Source: RefSeq, a predicted model, not a curated record
GCUGAUACUGUGUUGUAACAUACAAGUUUGUGUGCGGACAAAUCAGUGUACUGAAGCUUGAUCUAGCAAUGUGAAACAGCGCCAUACAGCAUCCCCAGCUGCAGUAGCAAGCCGGUUGAAUAGUAGCCUAUUUUUGCUUGCAAACAACGCUGCACAGCUUCUACUUUUGGAAUUGAAUUGCGCAUAGGAUUGCCCCCAUAUUUUGUGCCAUGCGAACGUAAACCAGGCCAUGGAGAUACAUCGUCUCGGGCUGUCAUUCUGUCGAGCGCACACGAGCGCAUAAAUGUUACUCACCAACGUAUUUACAGAUUUAGUCUUUGACAGCGGAGAAGAUGCGCAAGGACGUCAGGAUAUUACUAGUGGGAGAGCCCAAAGUAGGGAAGACUUCCCUGAUCAUGUCUCUGGUCAGCGAGGAGUUUCCAGAUGUGGUUCCGUAUCGGGCUGAGGAGAUCACCAUACCUGCAGAUGUCACCCCAGAGAGAGUUCCCACACACAUAGUAGACUACUCAGAGGCAGAGCAAACAGACGAGCAACUCUUUCAAGAGAUAUCCAAGGCAAAUGUGAUUUGCAUUGUGUACUCAGUCAACAACAAAAACUCUAUUGAGAAGGUCACCAGCCAUUGGAUCCCACUCAUUCUUGACAACACAGACAAAGACAGCAGGGUUCCUCUGAUCCUGGUGGGGAACAAGUCGGACCUGGUAGAACACAGCAGCAUGGAGACCAUCCUGCCCAUCAUGAACGAGUACACGGAGAUAGAGACCUGCGUGGAGUGUUCAGCCAAGAACUUGAAGAACAUCUCUGAGCUUUUUUACUACGCCCAAAAAGCCGUCCUGCACCCUACUGGCCCCUUGUACUGUCCUGAGGAGAAAGAGAUGAAACCUCCCUGUGUCAGAGCCCUGACGCGCAUCUUCAAAGUGUCAGACCUGGAUAACGAUGGCAGCCUAAAUGACAAUGAACUCAACUUCUUCCAGAGGACGUGCUUCAACGCUCCACUGGCUCAUCAGGCCCUGGAGGACGUGAAGAACGUGGUGAGGAAGAACGUCCGAGACGGGGUGUGCGACAACGGACUCACGCUGAAAGGUUUCCUGUUCCUGCACACGCUCUUCAUCCAGAGGGGGCGACACGAGACCACCUGGACCGUGCUCAGGAGGUUCGGCUACGACGACGACCUGGACCUCCAUCAGGACUACCUGUUCCCUCCGUUGAAAAUCCCUCCGGACUGCACCACGGAGCUCAACCACAACGCCUACCUCUUCCUCCAGAGUGUGUUUGACAAGCAUGACAAGGACCGGGACUGCGCACUGUCCCCUGAUGAGCUGAAGGACCUGUUUGACGUGUUUCCCUACAUGCCUUGGGGCCCUGACGUCAACAACACGGUGUCCACUAACGACCAGGGCUGGAUCACCUACCAGGGCUACCUCUCCCAGUGGACGUUGACCACGUACCUGGAUGUCCAGAGGUGCCUCGAGUACCUGGGUUACCUCGGUUACUCCAUCGUCUCCGAGCAAGAGUCCCAGGCUGCCGGCAUCACAGUGACGAGGGACAAGAAGAUCGACCUCCAGAAGAGGCAGACCCAGCGGAGCGUGUUCCGCUGUAACGUGUUCGGGGACAGCGGCAGUGGCAAGACGGGCUUCCUCCAAGCCUUCCUGGGGAGAAACCUCCUGCGGCAAAACACGGUUAAGGAGGAACACAGAUCGUACUAUGCUAUUAGCACAGCCUACGUGUACGGCCAGGAGAAAUACCUGCUGCUCCACGAGGUCUUCCCAGACUUUGACUUCCUGUCGGACGCCGAGCUAACCUGUGACAUUGUGUGUCUGGUCUACGACUCCAGCAACCCGCACUCGUUUGAGUACUGCGCCAAAGUCUUCAAACAAUACUUCAUGGACAGCAAGACCCCGUGCAUGAUGCUAGCGGCCAAGUCCGACCUGCAGGAGACCAGGCAGCUGUACGGCUGCACGCCGCUCGAGUUCUGCCGCAAGCACAAGAUGCCCCCCCCCCAGUCCUUCACCUGCAACGAGGCGGCGGCGCCCAGCAAGGACAUCUACAUCAAACUCACCACCAUGGCCAUGCACCCUCACGCGCGCCUGCGCUGCAUGUGCACGUGUAACAGGUGCACCUUCUGCCUGUGCCAGAACUUCCUCAACUCGGAGCUGGUGCAGUCGGUGAAGGCCAAGCUCUACACGGCCGUGUUCAGCAGACAUAUGACGCAGGCAGACCUGAAGACCUCCACCUUCUGGCUGAAAGCGAGUGUCGGUGCCACUGUGUUUGCCAUCCUAGGCUUGGCCAUGUACAGGGCCCUGCUCAAACACCGGUGAUCUCCACGCUGCUCUGCCCUCCUCUCUAUCUCCUGUCAUCUGCAAUACGUUCAAAAAUACCAUGAAAGAUAUUUUCCCCAUGAGGGUGGGGAUGCGAAUAACCAUUUAUUGAAUUUUUCUACCUGUGGUAAUGUAUGGCAAUUGCUCUUUUUUUUUUGGUGUCAAUGAUAAAAUAUAGAUAAUAUAUUUAUAUUUAUAUUGAAAAUGAAAGGAGAACGGCUGACGAAUCCUGCUAUCUUGUGUAACGAAGCUAUUUUUGGUUGCCUGUGAAUUGAAAUGAUAAACCUAAGUGUGAAGUAGUAACUAGAAUUAUGCAAUGGAACCAGUAUACAUAAAUAACUGCUUUAGAUGUGACUGAACAACGUGUUAACAGUCUGUAUAUAUCCGCCUGUAUUCUUUUUGGCAAAAUGUCCAACAUAAGCUAUAACGGUCUGACAAAUCAUAACAGUGAAUGCAAAGUACUAUCGUUUUAAUUCAAUGGCUUAACAUAAGGUUUCUUAAACGAACACAGUUUGGGGAGCCCCCUUAGUCCUGACAUUGAAAAAGGGCCUUUAAAUUGCCUUUCGUGGACAGAGAGAAGCAUGGUUGCACACUUGUUCAUUUUCAUAUCCGAACGAGCCCACACCUCUUCAGAGAACAUUGGUCAUUUGUGGAAUGAAAUCUUCCAGCCUCUUAGCCCUGAGCGUAGACUCUGCUGCUGCCCUGACUCCCAGAGCUUCAUUUCAGUUGCCAGCCUGGAUCGUGUGUGUGUGGCUAGUUGCUGUACAGUCAGAACUACAGAACUGCAUGCUUCCAAACGUUUCUCUGUUUAAAAUCGUAUUGUGUAAUUUCAACAGUCCUGUCAAUACUACUCAUUCCAAUAAUCCAAUUGUGAAGUAACCUUUCCCAAUUCUCCCAGACUACUAGCAUAGUUAUUUUUAUCACCUUCGCCAUUCCAAAUGUUUAUAAUAAAUAACUAUGAUAA